AUGGCUAUUGUUCUAAGAUUUGUUGAUAAAGAUGGUUUUAUAAAGGAGCAUUUUUUUGACAUAGUUCAUGUAUUGGAUACAACAUCAGCAAUUUUGAAAGAAGAAAUAUGUAUUGUCCGAUCUCGUCAUAAUCUCAGUGUACAAAAUAUUCGUAGCCAAGGGCAUGAAGGUGCAAUCACACCAAACGGGCCCAAUGUGAUAUAUAAACAGGCGGAGAAGAUUGGUGCUCUUUUGAAAGCAGCGAACUUGUCUGUGGAGUCCUACUGGCCGAACUUGUUCGCUAAGCUCGCUGAGAAGAAAAGCAUCGAUGAUCUCAUUAUCAACGUUGCCUCUGUCGGCGCCGCUGCUCCUGUCGCCGUUGCUGCUCCUUCUGCUGGCUCCGACGCCGCUGCUCCACCACCCGAGGAGAAGAAGAAAGAGCCCAAGGAAGAUACUGAUGAGGAUCUGGGAUUUAGCUUGUUUGAUUAGGAGCUCGUUUCGGUAGUAAAAUCUUGUCGCACAAAAUUAGUAGGCAGUCUCACUAACUAAUGCCAGUAUUUUCUAUCUUUGUAAGAAAUAUAUAGUAAUGUUGGUUCGAGUUUCAAUGGAGCUUAGUUUUGUGAACCUUCUUGAAGUUGAUCUAUAAUAGCUUCUUGUUGAUAUAAAAAAGCAUUUCCAUC
This is a messenger RNA of Camellia sinensis, 659 nucleotides long. Lineage: Eukaryota; Viridiplantae; Streptophyta; Magnoliopsida; Ericales; Theaceae. The record is from RefSeq and is a predicted model, not a curated record.